AUGAUCGCUUACAUUUCUUUCGCUAGUGCUCUUACUUUCGUUGCAGUCACGCAGUCGUACACUCGUCCUCCACAUCUCGUUGACUUGGGCUAUGCAAAGCACGUUCCGACAUGGACUAACAUCACCCCCGCCGGCACCGAGUUGCUGAACUACAACAACAUUCGCUACGCGCAAACUCCAUAUGGGGAGCUCCGCUUCCGAAAGCCAAAGACACCACCUAGCUAUGAGCGUGGAUAUCAGAAUGGCGAUCGUACUUCCUGGGUGACAGAUUGCAUCUCCUCCGCGCAUCCUGGCGUGCCUUUUCCGCUCAUCAACGGAUCGACCUGGGGCUCCGAAGAUUGCCUCUUCCUGAAUGUGAUCAAGCCGAAGAACGCAAAAGAAGGCGAUAAGCUCCCCGUGCUGCACUGGGUUGUGGGAUCUGCAUAUUCUUUUGGCGGUAAAGACUGGACUGGGUUCGGCAUGAAUACGUACGGGCUCUUUAACCGGCCGAUGAACUUGACCGAUCAAUUCAUCAUUGUCACACACAACUACCGACUUGGGACCCUUGGGUGGCUGCCGAAAUUGGAGGAUGACAUGAACGGCAACGUUGGGGUUUGGGACACACUUUCAGCCAUUAAAUGGACCAAAGAACAUAUUCAUAAGUUCGGCGGCGAUGCCAAUCGCAUCACUGCCAUUGGACAAAGCGCUGGCGCGGGUAUUCUGACUUGGCUGCUACUGAGCGAGGAAGGAACCUUGACACUUCCAUUUGAACAAGCUUGGAUCUCCUCACCAGCAAUACCCCCAAGAUACAACCUCGAGCGAUCUCGUACGGUUUUCGACUUUGUCCUCAACGCUACAGGCUGUGACAAUGUAGAAUGCAUGCGCAAAGUGCCAGAGUCGACCAUCCGCACCGCGAACAAGCUGAUAAUGGGACAAGUUCCCUCUGCCGGAGGUGGAUCACUUGGACUAGACCCGGGCUUCACGCCAACGGUCGACGGAGAGCUCGUGUCAGAGCUUCCCGCUGCGGGAUUUGCGCAUGGGAAGAUUAACGAGGGCAUUAAAAAGCUGGUCGUUGCUACCACGGCUUUUGAGGGCCUUGGACUAUCCUCCGACUACGACAUGCCAUCUCGCUUCCCCGAUCUCGUCCGCGCAAACAUCCCGAACGCUUCAAGCAAAAGCAUUGCCACGCUCCUCUCAACGUACAACUUUUCGCCCGACCGGCCUGAGAAGCUAGCAUGGGACUACGUCACGGACAUCGUAUUCGGAUGUACUGCGUUGAACAUUGUACAGGCAUACCGUGAUCGCGCAAGGCAGUAUCUGUUCUCUGUACCGCCGGCAACGCAUGGCAUGGAUCUCAGCUGUGAGCCGAACCUGGACUUCUUCUACGCUGACAAUGCCACAACACCGGUGGUGAACCUUGAAACGGCCUUGUCUUCUGAGAGCUACUUGCUGCAAUUCAUAUUCGGGGAGGACCUCAAGGCACUUGGACCCGAAUCGGACCUCUCCGAGUGGCCAGUUUAUGGGGAAGACGAGAUAGCUGCGAACAUCACCGCAGGAGGAUACACUUUCGGGCCGUUGGCGAAGGAGGCGCAACAGCGGUGUGCGUACAUCAAUGAGAUGUUGAUGGAUCCGCAGAGUGGUGUGUAG
Didymosphaeria variabile is the source of this 1626-nucleotide messenger RNA. RefSeq lists its product as uncharacterized. NCBI's taxonomy places the organism in Eukaryota, Fungi, Ascomycota, Dothideomycetes, Pleosporales, Didymosphaeriaceae. The transcript has 4 exons. The record is from RefSeq and is a predicted model, not a curated record. The coding region runs from base 1 to 1626 and encodes 541 amino acids.